This is a messenger RNA of Naumovozyma dairenensis CBS 421, 1500 nucleotides long. It is a transcript of the gene TRM5, whose product is annotated as tRNA (guanine) methyltransferase. The transcript has a single exon. Gene Ontology annotation, cellular component: mitochondrial matrix; cytoplasm. The record is from RefSeq and is a predicted model, not a curated record. NCBI's taxonomy places the organism in Eukaryota, Fungi, Ascomycota, Saccharomycetes, Saccharomycetales, Saccharomycetaceae. Bases 1 to 1500 code for a protein of 499 amino acids. Gene Ontology annotation, biological process: tRNA N1-guanine methylation; mitochondrial tRNA methylation.
AUGUUUCUUGUAAACAUCCUAAAAAAACAAUCCAGAAAUAAACUAUCUUUCAUACCCCAACUGCGAAAAAUGAGUACAGGAAAAUAUGAUCCACCAAUAAAUCGUCAAAUGACGACAUUAGACAGGUCCUUUUUCAUCAAGAGGAUCCCAUUAUGUGCCGUGAAAUUCCCUGAUUUAAAGAAUAUUAGUAUAUUCUCUAAAAAAUUCAAAGGUUAUAUCUUAAGAGUUCCGAGAAUUCCACAUGUGGUCAAAUUAGAACAAACUAAAGAUAUCUCCCCAGAUGAUGGCAAGACACUCGCCUGCGAUAACGGAAUUAUUACUAAGGGAGUCCUAUUAACGGACUCAAUCACUAAGAAAGAUGAUGUUUCUAGUGUUUUAUCUCCUGAGGCCGUAGAAUUUUUGAGAGAAACCCAAGCAGAAAUCCUGAAUUACGAAUACCUGUUAAAUUACGACUAUUGGAGAGCAGAAGAUAUAUUGAGAGCUGUUUUACCAGAAGAUCAUUUGGAAGAAAUACCAACUGGGUUCACUGUAACGGGCCACAUUGCUCACUUGAAUCUUCGUGCUGAAUUUAAGCCUUUCGAUGCGUUGAUUGGCCAAGUUAUCUUAGAUAAGAAUCAUAAAAUUGAAUGUGUAGUUGAUAAAGUCAGUUCCAUUGCUACUAAGUUUAGAACAUUCCCAAUGAAAGUUAUCGCUGGUAAUGUUGAUAACUUAAUUGUGGAGCAAAAGGAAUCUAAUUGUACAUUUAAGUUUGAUUUUAGCAAAGUUUAUUGGAAUUCAAGGUUACAUACAGAACACGAUAGAUUAGUUACUAAAUAUUUCAAUAUGGGUGAAGUUGUUUGUGACGUAUUUGCGGGUGUGGGUCCAUUUGCAGUACCAGCAGGGAAAAAAGAUGUCAUUGUCCUAGCGAAUGAUCUUAACCCGGAGAGUUUCAAAUAUUUGAAGGAAAACAUAACUUUGAACAAAGUAGAUCAGUUAGUUAAACCAUUUAAUUUAGAUGGUGGUGAAUUUAUUCGUGAAUCACCUACUUUAUUGAAGAGAUGGAUAGAUAAUGAAGAAAAUGGCAAAAUUCACGUGAAUAUCAAACCUACGAGGAAGAGACACAAGAAGAAUGAAGAUGGAACUUCAGAACCUGUUAAGUUAUAUAAAGAAGUUGUCAUACCGAAUGAAAUUAGUCAUUUUGUCAUGAAUUUACCAGAUAGUGCCAUUGAUUUCCUCGGGUCUUUCAUUGGAUUAUAUUCUUCUGAUACAACGAAGAACAAAAUGCCAUGGAUUCAUGUUCAUUGCUUUGAAAAAUAUGACAAUGAUGAGGAUCUUACAAUGGAAGAGUUACAUUCCAGAGUGUACCAAAGGAUACUGAAUUCAUUGAAAACGACUACUGUUGUUCUACCGCAAGAAGCAUUAUCCUUCCAUCUUGUACGUAAAGUAUCACCAACCAAACCGAUGUUUUGCGUCAGUUUUAAAUUACCAGCGUCCAUCGCAUUCGCCUCUAAAAGUACUUAA